This is a messenger RNA of Sphaeramia orbicularis (orbiculate cardinalfish), 4952 nucleotides long. RefSeq names its product transferrin receptor protein 1-like. Bases 160 to 2469 code for a protein of 769 amino acids. The record is from RefSeq and is a predicted model, not a curated record. Gene Ontology annotation, biological process: iron ion transport; intracellular iron ion homeostasis. NCBI's taxonomy places the organism in Eukaryota, Metazoa, Chordata, Actinopteri, Kurtiformes, Apogonidae. Gene Ontology annotation, cellular component: external side of plasma membrane. The transcript has 18 exons.
UCUAGAGAAAGCAGCGUGGUGUGUGUGAAGGUCGAGCCGGUUGAUAGAGGCAGAUAGGAAGGCAGCUGAAAGAGGGAACAUACCUCGUGUCCCGCAGUGUCUGUGAAGUCCUCGGCCCGGUUUGAGCUGUGUUUGUAACAGGAUUCCAGAGAAACAGAAAUGGAUCAGGCAAGGUCUACAAUAUCCAAAAUUUUUAAUGGGGAGCCUCACUCCUACACACGUUUCAACUUGACCCAGAACAUGGAAGGCGACAACAGCCAGGUGGAGAUGAAGCUGUCAUCUGACAUGGAUGAGGAGGUGGGGGGAAACGGCACGGCAGAACACCUCAAUCACAACUCAAACCGCAAACCCUAUGUGGCUCAAAAGCUUGGACGCACACCCAAGAAUCUGUGCUUCAUGGCAGCUGCAACACUCCUCAUCUUUAUCAUUGGGUAUUUGAUUGGUUACCUGGUCCAUCGGAAGAAGGACAUAGCACAACCAACCUGCACAAACUCCGUUAUUGCCCCUGCGCCCCCUUUUGUUGACGAGAGAGGUUCUGCUCCCGUCUUGGACUGGGAUGACGUCAAAAAGCUCCUCAAUGAAAAACUUAGCACUUCAAAUUUUGAAACAGUUUUCAGUGAGUUUUCCAGUUCCAACCACCAGGCUGGUUCUCCGGGAGAUGAAGAUCUGGCUAACAAGGUUCAUAGGAAGUUCAAAGAAUAUGGCAUGAAAACCUGGACCGAUGAGCACUUUGUCAAGGUUCAGGUGCUUCAAGGCACAAACAAAGUGACUUUCAAGGGUCAAAUGAUGGAAACUCAAGGAUUCCUGUCUUACAGUGCCAGUGGACCUGUAGCGGGCGGUGUCUUGUAUGCCUAUUUUGGACGUGAAGGUGACUUCAGCGACCUCCGUAACAAGAACAUCAACAUGAGCGGCAGGGUUGUGCUGGUCAAAGCUGGUAUGAUCAGCUUUGCAGAAAAGGUAGCCAAUGCUGCAAAAGUGAAUGCCUCUGCUGUACUGAUCUACGCAGACCCAGAUGAUUACAGUAUUGGAGAAACCACUGCGCUAUAUGGACAUGUCCACAUGGGUUCUGGGGACCCCUACACCCCAGGCUUCCCCUCCUUCAACCAUACGCAGUUCCCUCCUGUUGAAUCCUCAGGUCUGCCAAAAAUCGUGGCUCAGACCAUUACAUCGCAAAUGGCCACUAAUAUUAUUAGGCAGCUGCAGGGUCCAGAAGCGCCAAGCAGGUGGGGAAGCCUGAGCAGGCUUGGAAGUGAAGACGAUGUCAUUACUGUGGAGGUCAACAAUGUCCUAGUUGAGAGGAAGAUCAAUAACGUUUUUGGGGUCAUCAAGGGCUAUGUGGACGCAGAUCGAUAUGUUGUUAUUGGCGCCCAGAGAGAUGCAUGGGGUGCAGGUUUUGCCAAAUCAACAGUCGGUACCAGCAUCCUCAUGGAGCUGGCACGUUCCAUCUCACAAAUGGUGGAGAAUGACGGAUUCAAGCCAAGGAGGAGCAUUGUGUUUGCCAGCUGGAGUGGUGGGGAAUAUGGGAGCAUUGGCGCCACCGAGUGGCUGGAGGGUUAUCUGUCUUCCCUGAGCAUGAAAGCCUUCUCUUACAUCGACCUGGAUGGUGCUGUUACAGGUCGACGUGCAUUUAAAGUGUCAGCCAGUCCCUUGAUGUACACUCUGAUCGAUGGUGCUCUGAAUGAGGUCACUGCCCCGAAUACAGCUGCAACUCUCUUUGCCCAGUAUGGAAAAAAUAACUGGGAAUCCUUUUUGUUGGAGAACAUGAAGCAGGAGAGCGCUGCAUAUCCUUUCCUCGCCUUUUCUGGAAUUCCUUCACUCUCAUUUAGAUUCUCCAAUGGUAAUUUGGACUAUCAGUACUUUGGUACAAAUCUGGACACACGGGAAAAACUGAACAUUGCCACAUCCAACGAGGUUCCUCAGCUUGCUCAAACAGCUGCUCAGUUUGCAGGUCAGAUAGCACUGAGGCUGGUCCACGACUACAUCUUGCGGCUCGACGUACAGAAGUAUGACAAGAUUAUCCGUACGAAGGUCGCUCAAAUAAACAGGAAAGUGGCUGAUGUUCAAAGGUUGCAGCCCCAGCUUUGGCCAAAGGCCCUGACGAUGCAGUGGCUGAUGUCGGCGUAUGGUUCCUACAGCCGUGCCUCUCGCAACCUGGAAUCGGACAAGAAGAACAGUGACCUCGAGGACGUUGAGAUGUGUCGCAUAAUCAAUGAUCGCAUCAUGAUGGUGGAAAGGAACCUCCUGUCUCCCUACGUGUCUCCGUAUGAGAGUCCUUUCCGCCACAUCUUCCUCGGCUCCGGCUCUCACACAGUCGCCGCGCUCCUCGAUCACCUCGACGCCCUCAAGACCCAAAACCCAGAGGCCGACGCCAACCAGUUCCGCAACCAGUUCGCCCUGGCCACCUGGACCCUUCAGGGCUGUGCCAACUCACUAGCAGGGAACAUCUGGUCUUUGGAUAACGAAAUCUAAAAAGUCUCAUUCCCCCGUUCAUGGUUUGGCCCUCUUACAACAGCUGGCAGCGUGAAAACUAACAAAGCUAAUACCAGGAAUAACAACAAUAGUGACAGAAUUUGGAAACUGAAGCUGUUUCUAAAACUACAAUUAUCAUUUUCUGUAACUGCCCUCUGAAAUUUAACACAUGACAUACAAUGAAUGAAGCCUUCUGCCUUAACUAAAACAAAUAGAACUAAUGUCAGCAGUAGUGAAGUUAUACAUAGAUCGGUACAUUUUCCCAGAUUAAUUUUUUUUUUCUUCGUGAUGCGCAUAUACAAGCUGAAUAUUUUUGGUGCUAGUAAUGACUACCUUUAAAACAGGCAGCACUAUUUAAAUGGAGUUGAAUGUAGUGACAGCCAGUAAUAACCUCAUCAGCACAGUAUCAGGUCAGUCCUAGCUGAGUUUACCAGCUCAGAUAUGAAAGAAAACCUAAAAAGGCAGCAUGAUAAGCUCCUUACAUCCCAUGUGUUUACCAUAAAAAUUACAAUCCACACCUGCUGCUGUAGCCUCAUGUUCAAACCUGAGCUGGUACGUGUCGGAGCCAUGUCACUCAACUCGCUGUCAGAGAUUCAGAAGUUGCUGAAAGGACGGGAGAUGAAUCAUACGUCAACAGUUUUUGUCUGUUUGGGACGAUCAGCUGUUGCUACUCGACGCCGUUUGAUACCAAUGCUGCUUAAAUCUUGUAGAGAAAAGUCCUUAUGUGCAACAGCUUCAAAAACAAAAUCUGAAUUCAACUUUGACCAUCUGAAUCUUCCACUUUCUUACAUAAUCUUUGUAGGCCUUUCAGAAAUCAAGGGAAAAGGUCUCCAACCACGUGGCACUGAAACAGAAACCGUACGUCUAUUUAUUGUUAUUUAUUUAUCAGUGGCAGGGUUCACUAUAAAUAGUUUUUUUUUUAUUGCCUUUUAUAAAAAAAAAAGUAUAAUUAUCGGGAGCAGUGCCUUCCAUAAUUAUGACAGUUAUACUGUCGAAAUGACAAAAGCAGCAUCUGCUUAAAGAAGUGUAUAUGCUUACCGACGGCCAGUCCUUGACACGCGCAAAGCACUUCUGAGGUCAGUGCUUUUCCAAUUAACUGACACUGGAUUGGCCCUUUAAGCAAGGCCAGCUCACAUAUCACAUCAGAGAAAAUAUUUACUCAACACCUCUGGCCUUCGGUCGGCGCUGGUCCCUUGGUACAUGUACAUUUCUCAUCCUGACAGCAUUAUCGGGUGCAGUGUCACCCAUAAUGAUCAAGAAGAAGGUAGUUUUUGCCUACCAGUGUGUGUCCGUAUCGGAGGCAGUGCCCUCCAUAUUUCACUGUAGGGGUGGAUUUUUUAUUAUCGGGAACAGUGUUUCCCAUAAUGUUGUGUAUAUAUACAGUUAAUUGCUACACAAUGCACUUGUCGUCCGCAUUUUUAGAUUCCUUUUUCCGCUAAAGCCAUCACUACGUACAUCUGUAGUUGCCUCCCAGACAGGAUAACACUGCACACAUACAUGAAUGAAAGUGUAAGCGUGGGUAUAAUUGUUGGAAAAGCCUCAUGUUUUGCCUCUGAAUGUUUCCAUCCAGUCCGUGAAGUGAAGAUGGAGUUGUAUGUCUUCAUUCUGUUCUGGGUUGCUUUAAUUUGCUUAUUCUCUUUAGUCAAGUGCUGAUAGUUUUGGUUUUUUUGUUUUUUUUCUGGGUUGUAUAUGGAACAUGUAUUGAAAGAUCUUUUAUUUUGACAAAGAAAUGUUACAGAUAAGUGUAGGACCUUUGGUUACAACAACGAGGUCCUGUAUUUCCAUGAAUAAUCACCACUCUGCAAUAGGAGUGGUAGUUCUGAUCCAAUCUGUGUGAAAGUACUUUCUACCUUUUUAUUAUGAUGUGUUCAUUCAUUCUUGUUGAAGAGAUUUACUUGUGCCUUGUGAGUUCUUGCAUACAGUACUUUAAGAGAUUUUGAGGAUGUAUAUUGGUGUAAUGUUUCUUUUUUCUUUGCUCCAUAUUUGCCAGAAUCAAAUGUUACUGGUGUCGACGCCUGUCGUUCUACAUUAUUAUAGAAGUUAAUGUAUGAAUGUAACGUGAAAAAGACAGGAUUCAUUCAGAUGAGCGUUACAGUAGGUGAAGAGGUUGUCUUUAAAUAAGCUCAUCUUCUCACUAAUUGCUACAUCUUUGGCAAAACCACCUGUACAUUCAGUACAAAAAUCAAUUGUUGAAGCCCAGUUUUUUUUUUUUAAAUGAACAUUUAAUCAUUCUUGCGUUCAUAGUUGAGUGUUUGAAAUGAUCUGCUGACAAGCUGUAUUCUCCAGAUUGUCUUUAAGAAUGAAUUGUGCUUUAAGGAUGUUGACAUGAAUUGGUCAUAAUUGAAUGUUCUUCUAAUUUGGAUUAAAAAAACAUACGUGAAAAUUGAUAAAACUAACAAUGUGGAUGUCUUCCCCCUCAAACUGUAUACAAGUUUGCUUAGCUUUAUGUUUUUGUUGCUGCAAUAAACAAUCACAUCACAGUU